Molecule: messenger RNA, 300 nt
Organism: Fulvia fulva
Lineage: Eukaryota; Fungi; Ascomycota; Dothideomycetes; Mycosphaerellales; Mycosphaerellaceae
Exons: 1
Coding region: 1-300 (99 amino acids)
Source: RefSeq, a predicted model, not a curated record
AUGGCUUUCUUCAAGGUGGAGACCACAUUGACGGUGGAAAAGUCGGCAAGGGGUGGACGUCAAAGCAACGCACAGAGUCAGUACGAAGCCACAAGAAUCUUUCGAGGCGAUGAGGAUCGGACAUACCUUGUGCACGCCUCUGCCAGUGCCCCAGCCCUUGAUGGUAAUCUCAGUCAACAUAUCGCGAUUAUACUGACCAAUCUGCGCCACAAAGGUCUGCAGAGCGGUCAUGUCUUCGACAAUGAGUUCCAGCUUAUACAGAUAGGAGCCGACUUCCUCACGGAUUUGCUUGCAAGGUAG